Messenger RNA from Octodon degus (degu), 3786 nucleotides. RefSeq names its product KIAA2012 ortholog. NCBI's taxonomy places the organism in Eukaryota, Metazoa, Chordata, Mammalia, Rodentia, Octodontidae. The coding region runs from base 290 to 3715 and encodes 1141 amino acids. The transcript is spliced from 22 exons. The record is from RefSeq and is a predicted model, not a curated record.
CUCUGGCAGAAGCUGAGGAAGGCUGCCCUGAGCAUAGACAGGCAGGGGCUCGAGCAGACUGGCCAUGCAGUUUGUUUUCCUCUCUACAAAGAUGCAUACUGUCCAAACUGUGUGGCUGGUUGUUACUAAGCAGCUGCUGUAAGAGGGGAAAAUGUAUUUAAUAAAAGGCUCAGUGUUUGUGGGCUUCUUGGGUUUCUGUGGAGCUUUGGAAAUCCCGAGGUGUGGCCAGUUUUCAGCCUUCAAAACUAAGAUGAACUGCCCUUGAGAAGGGGUGGUCAGAGAGGAAACUAUGUUCAACCUCUCUCUCCUGAGCCGGGGCCACGGGAAGCUGGUCCAGAGCAAACAGAAGUUGGAGGUCUAUUUUGAACCAGAGGAUUAUUUGAACUGGAAGUCCCCAGAAGACUAUGUCCUAGUCAGCAGACCUCAGGAAGAAGACAGUGCUGACCAGCACUCCUGGAACCUUUUUCUUCCCAAGACAUUCAGCACUAGAAAGGGAGCUCUGAUCCUUUACUCAGAAGGCCUGGCCAUCCCAGCAUGGACUCCCAGGGAGAAGAGAAAAGACCCCUCCCGCCCCAAGGCGCCCAAGGAAAGGCUGGAUCUUGAGCUACACACACUUCAAGAUCUCAAAGAAGCCAUCCUGGCCUAUGGAAGAAAGCAGAGGCAGCAAGACAGCAGCUGGCAACCCUACCUCUACUUCCGAAGUCAGUCAGAGAGCCAGGCCCAGAGGCAGAUCCAGCCCGGGUAUUCUGCCAAGAGAUACCUCCGAGGCUUCUUGCGGACAUGGUCCCCCUCUGCUAUGUACAGGCUCCAACGUGCAGGAUACAUCAAGGACUCUGUGCUACUCCAGGACACUCACCCUGCUGUACCAAGGAGUUUCAGGCUGCAGCAAGACCUUUCAGGUGCACCCCCAAAGUACCAUCUCCUGCCUGUUAUCCCGCCAUUUUGGAUUCAACAAGGGAAAUCUUUUGAACAAGGUCAGCAGGGCCUGGAUGGAGGGGUAACUGGCACUGUCGAACAUGUGGACCAAGGCACUGCAGCCACAUGCCAUGGUGGUCAGGGGAAUCCUUUGCUGCCACUCAGGGAGCAGCCCUGGCAGGAAGAUGGGACCCAGGCAGAGGACACCUCAAUGGAGAGACGCCUUCCUGUUCACGCCUCAGAGGAAAGCCACAAUGAGAAGACACACCAAACCUCCAGGAAGGCCCUUGGGCAUGCCCACAUAGGUCCCUUUUGGCUCCUGGGUGACAAAUCCAACAUCAUCCCUUUUGGAGGUGCCUUCCCCAGUCCAAAGGCAGACCUAAGCAACAAACAAGGGACCAAGAAGCUCUCCAAGGCUAGAGGCAGCCACCCCUUACCACAGCCUCCUGCGGAAAGAUGCCUGUUCCCUCCAGUAACAUCUGUCACUGCCUCAGAACACAACUCCCCUGGGGAAGCAAAGGGGAAAAAGGCACCAAAGUCUUUGAAAUUACCUCCUAUUUUGGAAGAGCCACCCAGAGUUCUUGACCCCCUGAGGAGCCAAUUUAAAGUCAAUGAACCUCCAACAGAGCUCUUCAUCAUUCCAAUGGAGAUUCAUUUCCACACUCCACACCCUCCAAAGGAAAAAGCCUGCCAAAGAGGUGCUCCACUUCCUGAGUCUGAAACAGGAGAGACAAGGCCUGUAUGGAGGCCUUGCCUGAAACACGUCUCCUCCAAAAAGCGGAGGGUGAUCAGCGUGCAUCUCCCAGUGCACGAAAGCAGAGAGACGCCCUCUCCCCCAGAUAACAGCCUGGCCCAGGAUGCAGCCCUACCACUGAGCCCUCUACCAAAAAUUAAGGGGAGAAACAGUCUGGAAAGCCAGCGGAGCCCAGGCAGCCCUGAGAUGUCAGGCUGUGUCCCCCCAAGUCCCCAGCACAUCGGGACACUGCCAGCAGGACAAGUAUAUGAAUCUGUCCAAUCAAAUAUCAUCCAGGAAGAAGGAGGGCCUGGUAUUCAACACCUCCUAAAAGCUAAUACUGCAGCCAGGACCAAUCUUCACAUGAAUCUUCAUGAAAGCUUACCUUUGACACAAACGACAGAGAAGCAGGGAUCCCCACAGUCCUCGGAGGCAGCAGCUCAGAAGGCGGGAGAGCCUCAAAGUUGUAUAAAUAAAGAGCUGAUGUGUUCAAACAGAAAAGAAUUUUCCACGCACAAGCUGCACAUUGACAGGACGCCGUUCCUGAAGGAAAGUAGAGAAGCACAAGACUCUCAUGAAGAUCUGGGAGCAGCCCCUGGAGAAAAGGAUGAAGACAGCAGCCAAGACUCACAACUAAGGAGUGUGACCCCCGGGUCACUUGGCACUGCCCUGGUCAAACACAUCCAGAUCCUUGAGGCAGACACCGUGAAAAACACGGACAGAGAUGACAGAGCUCACCAGAUCCACAGGGGACAUCCUGGACCUGCAUCUGAGUCACCUGAGAGCUUGAGUGUUGAAGAUGCAUCUUUUUUGCUGAGAGCAAAAAAAGGGAAAACUUCAUGGAGACUGCUUAACCAGCAUGCACCAGCCAGCAUCCAUCAUGAGAAGGAAUUGAUUGACAAGACUAAGAAAACGAAAAAAAAAAAGAUAGACAAGAACAAAGUGCCCACGAGGCAGACAGAGGGAGAGGUACCCAGAGAAGCAGACACUGCUAGAGGCAAGUCAAAGGACUCAAACGCUGAAAAGAAAUCAGAACUAAUUUCCAAAGGAAGGAACCCAGGAGCCAAGAGGAGCAAGACACAGAAGGAAGAGAAUUUGGAGAUGGCAGAAGAACAGAGUGGGCCUGAUAGCACCAGUUCCAAGGAAACAGAGAGUGCCUCAAGUUGGAGUUUGUUCUCUGUGCACCCUAACACAGACAGGCCUUGGCCUCCUCCCACAGUCAGUACUCCAGAGAGCCAGGUUUCCUUAGAUGUGAGAUCAUCACCUAUCCAGCACAAAGCUGUCAUGGGCAGCAGGGAAGCUGAAGAAGAGAGGCGCCCUGACACCCCUUCCCAGGCCCUCCUCACCCAGAGGGCACAGGAGAAGGCAGCACGGGACAGGCUGCGUACCCAGAGGGCAGAGAUGAGGCUGCUGGAGGUGGAGAAGAAGAGGAGGGAGCAGGAGGAGCAGAGCCGCCGCCAGCAGGAGCAGCUAGAGAUGGAGAAGAUCGAGGAGGAGCUGCAGCUGGCGCAGCAGAGGUGCCUUGAGGAGAUGCGCUUAAGGAAACAGAGACUUGAAGAAGAACAGCAGCAGCAGGAGGCAGCAGAGAGGAAGCAGCGGCUUCAGUGGCAAGCAGCCCAAGAGAGAGCCCGGCAGCAGCAAGAGGAGCUCCGCAGGACACUGAAAGAAGGACAGAGGAAAAAACAGCAGGAGGAAGCCGAGAGGGCUGAAGCAGAGAAGCAAAGGCAGAAGGAAUUAGAAAUGCAGUUAGCAGAGGAACACAAACGUCUGAUGGAAAUGGCGGAGGAGGAACGACUAGAGUACCAGCGGCAGAGACAGGAGGCAGAAGAGAAGGCUCUGCUGGAGGCUGAGGAGAGGAGGUCACAGGAAGAGAAAGCAGCCAGGCUGGCCCUGGAAGACGCCAUGAAACAAGCCCAGGAGCAAGCCAGGCAAAAAGCUGCUUUGGAGAAGCAUCUUCGUUUCCAUCAAGAACUCCACAAGGAAGCCCAUGGUCUGCAGUGGACACAGAAUAUUUCCAGACCAUGGGUCUAUUCUUAUUUCCAGUUCCUAAAAAUGUACAGGCCAUGACGUUCUUGGAAGAAAGCAAAAAGUAAGUUGAGCACAGUGACACAGAGAAAUUCCCUUUCAUAAUGAAAUUC